Molecule: messenger RNA, 1638 nt
Organism: Xenopus tropicalis (tropical clawed frog)
Lineage: Eukaryota; Metazoa; Chordata; Amphibia; Anura; Pipidae
Source: RefSeq, a predicted model, not a curated record
UUACCAAUGCGUUCAAAAUUUUGUGUGUGUAAAUUCUUGAUUGUAGCGGAGCUGCUGGGUGUGUGGAUCGCUCUGUCCCGGGGAAGGAUAAAGACUUGCGCCGUAACAGCGAGCAUUGGGGAAAACAAGGGACCGGGCUGCCGUUACGCCUUCAACACCGUAAGCUUUAUCUUUCAUCAUGAUGCCUUCUCUUCGUCAAUCUCGGCCAGUGGCUUCCAAACUCCCAAAACUGGGGAAGCCAGUUAUUGCAGAAAAUAAUCGACCUGAUAAGGUGGAGAUCAGUCAGACGAAGCGUUCACCUUCCUCUCCACAGGGAGGCGCAAAGAAGAGAGCAGCAUUUGGGGACAUUACCAAUGCUCACAAAAACCCACAGCUACUUCAGAAGAAGAAGGAAGGACAGAAAAUUUCCACCAAGAAGACAAAAAAUGUCCCCACAAAUGACGUUACAAAGAAUAAUGAACUCAAUAUCAAGAAGACUCAAAAGAAGGCAAUAGUAACUGAAGAGCCUCUCCCUGAAUUGAAAGAAGAAAAAUUAAGUGCUGAGGAGAAAAAAUCUGUAACUGCCAAGGAAAUACCUGAGGAAAAGGUUCUCCCACCUGGUGUUGAGGAUAUAGAUCAGGACUCUCUUGACGACCCAUUUUCUAACUCUGAAUACGCAAUGGAUAUUUUCAACUAUAUGCGGGACAGAGAGGAGAAGUUUCUGCUUCCUAAUUACAUGGAGAUGCAAACAGAUAUUAGCAAGGAUAUGAGGGCCAUCCUUGUGGAUUGGAUGGUGGAAGUGCAGGAGAACUUUGAGCUGAACCAUGAAACCCUCUACUUGGCAGUGAAAAUGGUGGACCAUUAUUUAGCAGCGACUGUCUCAAUGAAGGAGAAACUCCAGCUCAUUGGCUCAACUGCUGUACUCAUUGCAUCCAAGUUUGAGGAGCGCUGCCCACCCUGUGUUGAUGAUUUCAUGUACAUCUGUGAUGAUGCAUACAAAAGGGAUGAAGUCGUUGCUAUGGAAAUGGAAAUCCUGCAGAAACUCAACUUUGACAUCAAUAUCCCAGUCCCUUAUCGUUUCCUGCGCAGGUUUGCUAAGUGUGCCCAUGCCACUAUGGAGACUCUGACACUUGCCAGGUACAUCUGUGAACUCACCCUACAGGAAUAUGACUUUGUGCAAGAGAGUGCAUCUAAGAUGGCUGCCGGCUGCCUUCUGCUUGCUCUUAAAAUGAAGGGGUUGGGCGGAUGGACUGCCACACUACAGCAUUACAGUGGGUAUCAGACCAAGGAUUUAUUGCCCUUGGUGAAGAGGUUGAAUUUCCUUCUCACACAUCCACCCAAUGAGAAGUUGAAGGCAGUGCGGGGAAAAUACUCACACAGGGUCUUCUUUGAAGUGGCAAAAUUGCCCCCCAUGGACGUGCUAACAAUAGAAGAGUCCCUUCAGAGCUAACACUGCCCAACUUGCCCCAGAAUCUCUUCUCCUUGCCCUUGUGUAUAUAGGCUGUAAAUAUAUGUACUUUUAUAUAUUAUGUAUUUUCUGUGUCUUGGCAGCUUGAUGCGCACUCUUAUGCAUUUUAUAUGAACUGUGUGUGAGCUUCAGAUACCACAGAGCCUCAUGGGAUGCAAAUGUUAAUUAAAAAAAAUGCUGAGGAUACCAUU